AUGAGCUCCAGCUCUACAACCGACUUAACAGCCACCUGCUCUCUUUCUCAUCUCCUCGUUCUAUCAGAAGGGAUCUUCAAAAUCAGCACCCGUCAACGCAACACCUCCGUUGGAUGCCAAUUGCGGAAGAGCCUCUCCGGUCCCUUCUUCCACCUCCCCUUCUUGCAGGAGUGGAAUAUAGUAGCGAAGCCCCACGAGAGGCUUGAGCCCACCCACAACUCCUCUUAUUCCGAUCUGUGGCCCCUUCCCUAGGCGGCCCAAGGUCCGUCAUUGACAAGACAUAAAGGCCCAUCCUGCCACGUGUCUGGGUGGCGAGAGUAUGCGAAUGAACUUUCUUCCAUGCCGCUCUUCCUCGCUUGGUCUUACGACGACUAGAAGUCUCAGGGUUGGGGCUCGCUGCUAUACACUCCCAGACGGCCGUUUGUUGAUGUCUGUGGGGAAGCAAGUCUACGGCUCGCC
This is a messenger RNA of Laccaria bicolor S238N-H82, 459 nucleotides long. RefSeq lists its product as uncharacterized. The record is from RefSeq and is a predicted model, not a curated record. Bases 1 to 252 code for a protein of 83 amino acids. The transcript has a single exon. NCBI's taxonomy places the organism in Eukaryota, Fungi, Basidiomycota, Agaricomycetes, Agaricales, Hydnangiaceae.